AUGUCGUCAGAUGAGCGAGAUGGAUCUUUCGAGGAGACGACUGAGUAUUGCUUGCGCUUUGUGACGGAACAACUUGAGAAGCACAGGAAUAGCGAUAUGAAUACACCACUCUUUGUCGGAUUAAAUGGAGUUCAAGGAUGUGGAAAAACGACUUUGGCUUCAAGCCUUGCUCAAAGGCUCAGCCAAGCCCCAUACUCACUGCCAACGAUCGUGUUUUCGAUUGACGACUUAUACCUGUCUCAUAAGGAUCAGAAGCGUCUAGCGGAAGAUCACCCUUCAAAUCCACUUGUGCAACACCGAGGGCAAUUCUCAACACAUGAUAUAAGCCUCGGGCGUUCACUGCUUGCGGAUCUCAAGCAAGGCAAAGAGAGCAAACUGCCUAGCUUCGACAAGAGUGAAUUCGGCGGCGAAGGCGAUCGUGUGGCGGAAAACCAGUGGAAGAUUAUCAAUACACCUGGCAUGCAGAGACCUAAGAUUGUCAUUCUAGAGGGAUGGUGUGUGGGCUUCCGAGCGCUGUCUGACAAAGAGGUGCUGCGCAGGUGGCAGGAGGCAACGUCUGAGAAGGUCGAGGGAACUUAUGUUGGGCGAUUAGCCUCUAAUACCUUUGACAACAUAAGCUUCGUGAAUCAAGCCUUAAAACAGUACGACGACCUUACCGAUCACAUGGAUUCAAUCAUCCACAUCGAUGCUGCAGAUCCUGUCUUCGUCUAUCGAUGGAGGAUGGAGCAGGAGGUGAAGCUCCGAAUCCAACGCGGAUCGGGCAUGUCCGAUGACCAAGUUGUUAAGUUUGUCGAUGGGUAUUAUCCAGCGUAUGAACUGUACACAGAUGGGUUGCGGGAUGGGGUAUUCGCGACAUCAGGAAGGCAGCUCAGGCUGGUUAUCAACAAAGACAGGCGUGUAGAAAGACUUAUCGGCCCGCUUGCGGGGAAUGAUGUGAGUGUGAACGUGGGGAACACUUUGACCAGCAUCUGCACCAUCCUGAAUGGCAAUGUUGAGGCUCGACGCGUUGUAGACACGCUCAAUCACCCUUCCGACCUGCUGGACCGUUAA
Messenger RNA from Bacidia gigantensis, 1050 nucleotides. RefSeq lists its product as uncharacterized. The record is from RefSeq and is a predicted model, not a curated record. Lineage: Eukaryota; Fungi; Ascomycota; Lecanoromycetes; Lecanorales; Ramalinaceae. The transcript is spliced from 4 exons. Gene Ontology annotation, cellular component: cytoplasm. Bases 1 to 1050 code for a protein of 349 amino acids.